This is a messenger RNA of Vespa crabro (European hornet), 777 nucleotides long. RefSeq names its product peptidyl-prolyl cis-trans isomerase. Gene Ontology annotation, molecular function: peptidyl-prolyl cis-trans isomerase activity. Bases 179 to 673 code for a protein of 164 amino acids. The record is from RefSeq and is a predicted model, not a curated record. Gene Ontology annotation, cellular component: intracellular membrane-bounded organelle. The transcript is spliced from 2 exons. NCBI's taxonomy places the organism in Eukaryota, Metazoa, Arthropoda, Insecta, Hymenoptera, Vespidae. Gene Ontology annotation, biological process: protein peptidyl-prolyl isomerization; protein folding.
AAAAGUAUUGUCACGCGUUAACUUCAGACUGUACAUCGUGUCAACUAGCGCCCUCUUAAAUCAAUAUAUAUAUAUAUAAAUAUAUUUAACUGUGUCAAAAACACAACCAUUAUACUUUCUUUGUUAUAUACCACGUUGAGAUCCAGUGUUAAUAAUUUCUAUAUUAUAAAGAAAUACAAUGGGUUUGCCGCAAGUAUAUUUUGAUAUCACUGCAGAUGAUAAGCCUAUUGGACGUAUAAUAAUGGAAUUAAGAUCAGAUGUGGUACCAAAAACAUCAGAGAAUUUUCGUGCUCUUUGUACAGGAGAAAAAGGAUUUGGUUACAAAGGUAGUACCUUUCAUCGUGUAAUUCCAAAAUUUAUGUGCCAAGGAGGUGAUUUUACAAAUCAUGAUGGCACUGGAGGUAAAUCCAUUUAUGGAGAGAAAUUCGAAGAUGAGAACUUCAAACUUAAACACACCGGACCUGGUAAUCUUUCCAUGGCUAAUUCUGGAGAAAAUACCAAUGGAUCUCAAUUCUUCAUAACAACUACUAAAACUUCUUGGUUGGAUAAAAAACAUGUAGUAUUUGGUUCUGUUAUCAAAGGUAUGGAUGUAGUCAAAAAGAUAGAUAGUAUUGGUACUCAAAACGGCAAGACACUUCAAAAAAUAGUGAUUGCAGAUUGUGGACAGCUAUAAAAACCUUUCUAUUACAUAUUAAGUCUAUCGGAAAGUUCUAUCCAUUUUUUAAAUAAAACAAAAUAAUACAUUUUUCAUAAUAAACUUUAAUUGAAUGAUAAUAA